GAGUUACAUAGAGGUGUUGAUAUUCUUUUUAAAGCUCUGUGAUAGGAAUUCUGCUUUAGACUGAGCUGGUUGACAGUAUGCUUACUCGAACUCGGAAUUUUCCGGUUUUUUUCAUAAUCAUGGUUAUCGAACCACGAAAUUGAUUUUCAAAAAGAAUAAAGUGGCUCUUCGCCACGUAAUGACCGACAUUCCACUUACGAGUGUCAAGACAGGAAAACUUUGAUAUUAGCCCCUGGAGCAGUGAAUGUCGUAAAUAGGAGCAGACUAAAAUUAUUCCUACUUAAAAUACUUUCUGCCUCGGAGCUCUAUCAUAACGUUGAUCUCAGCUGUGAAAGAUUAUGCUCGUAGAUUAUGUCUACUUUUAGCCCUUUACAGGCCGCUCAUUAUGGGAUCCCACAUGGACCAGGAUUCCACAAAAGCUAUAUAACUGAUCUCAUACCUCAACAAACUGGGUUGUACUCUAGGAGUCCUUGCGCUUGUUGCUUCCACGAGAUGUUCAUACAGCCUUAUAUUAUACAAGACACGCCAUCACAAUGGUCCGCGCACAGACCCUUGUAUAACCAACUUUGUUUUCCACAAGAAUCGAUCGUACAGGACAAGGACAAACAGACAAAGACUCAAAUUGAAUACAAAAAACCAAAGCUCUCGUAUGUAGAGCUCAUAGCAGAAGCAAUACUGAGCUCCAAGGAGAAGCAUCUCGUGCUGGGAGAUAUCUACGAAGCAAUUAUUGAGAAGUACCCGUACUUUGAAACGAAAGGAAGCGGAUGGCGCAAUAGCAUCCGGCACAACUUAUCUCUCAGCGACUGCUUCAUCAAAGGAGAAAGAUGUCCUAAUGGAAAGGGCCACUUUUGGGAAGUUAACCAAGAGUGCUAUGGAGGGAAUGGCGAGAAAGGAAGACCAAAACCGCACAAAAAGAAACUCGGAGUUCGACCAAAAACAAAGACUGAUUAUAUUCACAAUAAAUUGAAGCAAGAAAAAGCUAUCUCCGAGGAAUACAGUCAACUGAGUUUACUGUCGCAACUACGAUUUGAUGAUGAAAUUCGACAGUUUGAAAUCGCUAGAAUGAAACUCACAGAAGUAAGAAGAGGAUAAAGAAAACCAAGGCUGUAUAUACAAAAAAAAAAAACAAACGUCUGCAUGAGUCGGCAAUUAGGUCACCCAAUCAGAUCAUGCUAACAGAUCAGAAACGCCAGGCAGCGCUAGAAUUUGUAGUUUUAAUUACGUUAGUUUUCCCAGUCUAAAGGGAAAUUCUUUUAGUAUUGUUAUUAUGUUAACCUAUUUAUUUACUGCACAAUGUUACACGAGCAGAAACGUACAAAAACAAAUACUGAUCUUAUUUUUUAUUUUUUCAUUUUCGCUUUAACUUUGAAAUUACAUCUUCAUCUGCAUGCCAGUUACAUCAUGUCGUCCAAAAUUAUCUUUUUUUUACUGAUGAAUUCGAGUCUGAUGUCAGUGACAAUUUAUUCCUAAUUUGUGAAUUUACUAAAUCACUAAUUUACUAAAUAACAAAUGUCCUAUCAUUCUUGUAUGACAACCUUCUUGCAAGUAGGUGUAUAUUUAGAAAUGACUUUAAUUACACUGUCUGUCCAUUGACGCCAAGAAUAACUUGUAAAUGAUCUCAACGAAUUGUAGGUAAUAUUGGACUAAUUAAAGUGUCUGUUAUGUUGUUAAAAUAAGCUCUAAUAACCCAAUUUAGGCACACCUCCUCGCCCAUUUUCCCACAGUGCGAAUUCCAAAAAAACCAAUAAAAUGUGUUUUUUUUUUGAA
Molecule: messenger RNA, 1767 nt
Organism: Actinia tenebrosa (Australian red waratah sea anemone)
Lineage: Eukaryota; Metazoa; Cnidaria; Anthozoa; Actiniaria; Actiniidae
Product: forkhead box protein I1-B-like
Source: RefSeq, a predicted model, not a curated record